Messenger RNA from Bombus pascuorum, 1399 nucleotides. RefSeq names its product odorant receptor Or2-like. Gene Ontology annotation, cellular component: plasma membrane. Gene Ontology annotation, molecular function: olfactory receptor activity; odorant binding. Gene Ontology annotation, biological process: detection of chemical stimulus involved in sensory perception of smell; sensory perception of smell. Lineage: Eukaryota; Metazoa; Arthropoda; Insecta; Hymenoptera; Apidae. Bases 125 to 1339 code for a protein of 404 amino acids. The record is from RefSeq and is a predicted model, not a curated record. The transcript is spliced from 5 exons.
UUAUAAACGCAAACGCAAGCGUAUUCUUGCCGUUUGAAAGGGGUAGUGGUGCUUCCCCUUGUAAACAUUUCAUCGCGCACAUUUGAUCAAUCGAGCUUGAGCUUUCGGCCACUGGAAAAAGAAAAUGAUGAAAACAAGCGAAAUAAAAGAUAAAAGAGAAAUAGAGAAGGAUUUGAAGCGAAGUUUAAGAUAUGUGGAACCCUUUAUCAUGGCAAUCGGUGCUUGGCCACUUCCUCCACAAUCAUCGUUGUGCACGAAGAUAUUGCAAUGGGUUAUUCGUUUCAUUAUUAUUUUCUUGGCGCUGUUUUUCAUCGGUCCAGGUUUUUAUUACGUAUUCUUCAAGGAAGAAAGCAACAAAAGGAAACUGCAAAUAUUAACGACGUACAUGUACAGCUUGGUCCAGUUGAUCAAGUACAUUAUUAUAUUGUGCAGGAUGAACGAUAUAAGAAUACUGUUGGAGGAGAUAAGGAACGAUUGGUUACACAGCACAGAAGAAAAUCGCCAACUAUUUCGUGAGAACGCGAAGAUCGGUGAUAGAGUGGUGUUCAUAGUGGCCCUCACUAUGUACUCUGGAGGUUUAUGCUAUCGAAUUAUUCUUCCACUGACAAGGAGCAGUGUUGUUUUACCCAAUAAUAUUACUAUACGAAUAUUACCCAGUCAAACAUUCAUCCCAUUUAUCGACGAACAGAUCACUCCGAAUUACGAGAUAAUUUUCGUAUUGCAAGUUACGAGUGGUAUAUGCAUCUACACAAUAUUCAGCGGUGCCACUGGAGUUAUAAUGAUGAUAUGCUUGCAUGCAUGCAGCUUAAUAAGGAUUUUAACGAACAAAUUGGUGGAUCUUACCGACAAGUCGAAUACCAGCGAGGAAAUUAUUCAAGAGAAGGUCGUAAAUAUCGUUGAGUAUCAUGGGAAGAUCAAAAAAUUCUUAAGUAACGGACAACUGCUCUCUGAGUACAUUUCUUUUCUUGAGCUCUGUAACGGCACGGGUAUUGCCUGUUUGAUAGGAUAUACUAUCAUAGUGGAAUGGGAACGUCUUAAUACUGUGGCUAUAGUGGUGUGCUUUACACUGCUAACAACAUCCACGUUCACCUCCUAUACGAUCUGUUCCAUUGGCCAACUUCUUUUGGACGAAAGCAAUAAUCUUGCACAAACGUGCGUCACGUUAGACUGGUACCGUCUCCCGAUGAAACAGGCUCGGUAUGUGAUACUAAUGAUGAUUAUGUCGAAUGAUUCGAUAAAAUUGACUGCGAUGAAAGUGAUGGAUAUAACUAUAUUGACCUUUAGCGAUAUUAUGAAAGCGUCAAUGGGAUAUUUAAACAUGCUGCGAAACGUGACUUAAUGUUACUUAAUGUUGUUUAUUUUGCAUAAAACUUAUGAAGCGUAGUAUAGUCACUUAGAG